AUGGCGUCCGUGUUUCGCAGUGAGGAGAUGUGUUUGUCCCAGCUGUUUCUCCAGGUGGAGGCUGCAUAUUGCUGUGUGGCUGAGCUUGGGGAGCUUGGACUGGUUCAGUUCAAAGAUGUAGGUGCCACAUUCUUGGGAGACCAGAGGAAAGUGGGAGGUGGUUUUCUGGAAGAUGAGAUGCAAAAUGAGAUCACAGUUCAAUUGCCAGAGAAAGCCCCACCAACCCCUCUCCCACGGGAAAUGAUUACCCUGGAGACUCUUCUAGAAAAACUGGAAGGAGAAUUACAGGAAGCCAACCAGAACCAGCAGGCUUUAAAAAAAAGCUUCCUAGAACUGACCGAACUCAAACAUCUCCUGAAGAAAACCCAGGACUUCUUCGAGACCGAAACCAGCCUAGCUGAUGAUUUCUUUACGGAGGAUACCUCUGGCCUCCUGGAAUUGAGAGCCACGCCUGCAUAUGUGACUGGAAAGCUGGGGUUCACGGCCGGUGUGAUCAACAGGGAGAGGAUGGCUUCCUUUGAGAGGCUGCUGUGGAGAGUCUGCCGAGGGAACAUCUACCUGAAGUUCAGUGAGAUGGACGUGACUCUGGAGGAUCCCGUCACGAAAGAAGAAAUUAAGAAGAAUAUUUUCAUCAUAUUUUAUCAAGGAGAGCAACUCAGACAGAAAAUCAAGAAGAUCUGUGAUGGGUUUCGAGCCAUCAUAUAUCCCUGCCCGGAGCCUGCAGCGGAGCGCAGAGAGAUGCUGGCCGGCAUCAAUGUGAAGCUGGAAGAUUUAAUCACCGUCAUCACACAAACAGAGUCUCACCGUCAGCGCCUCCUCCAAGAAGCAGCUGCCAACUGGCACUCCUGGGUCAUUAAAGUGCAGAAGAUGAAAGCUAUUUACCACAUCCUGAACAUGUGCAACAUUGACGUCACCCAGCAGUGCGUCAUUGCUGAAAUCUGGUUCCCGGUGGCAGACACUGGGCGCAUCAAGAGGGCAUUAGAGCAAGGCAUGGAACUAAGUGGCUCCUCCAUGGUCCCCAUCCUGACUGCAGUGCAGUCUAAAACAUCUCCUCCCACAUUUAACAGGACCAAUAAAUUCACAGCUGGCUUCCAGAAUAUCGUAGAUGCAUAUGGUGUGGGCAGUUACCGGGAAAUAAACCCAGCUCCCUAUACCAUCAUCACAUUCCCCUUCCUCUUCGCUGUGAUGUUUGGAGACUGUGGUCAUGGGAUCAUCAUGCUCCUGGCAGCCCUUUGGAUGGUCCUUAAUGAGAGACGCUUGCUCUCCCAGAAGACCAACAACGAGAUCUGGAACACCUUCUUCCACGGACGCUAUCUGAUUCUCCUUAUGGGCAUCUUCUCCAUCUACACGGGCUUGAUUUACAAUGACUGCUUCUCCAAGUCUUUCAACAUCUUUGGCUCUUCUUGGAGUGUCCGACCGAUGUUCAGAAAUGGCACGUGGAAUGCACAUGUAAUGGAAACAAAUCCAUAUUUACAGCUGGACCCAGCCAUUCCAGGAGUGUACUCUGGAAAUCCAUACCCAUUUGGGAUUGAUCCGAUUUGGAACUUGGCUUCAAACAAACUAACGUUUUUGAACUCCUACAAGAUGAAGAUGUCAGUUAUCCUGGGAAUUGUCCAGAUGGUUUUCGGUGUUGUUCUCAGCCUUUUCAAUCAUGUAUACUUCGGAAGAACUCUCAACAUCGUUCUGCAGUUUAUUCCUGAGAUGAUUUUCAUCCUGUGUCUGUUUGGAUACUUGGUCUUCAUGAUCAUUUUCAAGUGGUGCCACUUUGAUGUGCACAUGUCCUGGCACGCCCCAAGCAUCCUCAUCCACUUCAUCAACAUGUUUCUGUUUAACUAUGACGACCCUUCCAAUGCACCCCUGUACAGACAUCAGCAAGAAGUCCAAAGUUUCUUCGUUAUCAUGGCUUUGAUUUCUGUGCCUUGGAUGCUUCUGAUUAAGCCGUUUAUUCUUAGAGCCAAUCAUCAAAAAUCCCUGCUGCAGGCAUCCAUGAUCCAAGAAGAUGCCACUGAGGACGUUGAAGGUGACAACUCCAGCCCUUCCAUGAGCACAGGUCAGAGGGCUUCUGCAGGUGGCCACGGGGCUCAGGAUGACCAUGAAGAAGAGUUCAACUUUGGAGACAUCUUUGUGCAUCAAGCCAUCCACACGAUCGAGUACUGCCUGGGCUGCAUUUCAAACACAGCCUCUUACCUCCGGCUCUGGGCCCUCAGCCUGGCUCAUGCACAAUUGUCUGAAGUGCUCUGGACCAUGGUGAUGAACAUUGGCCUUCGCGUGCGAGGCUGGGGAGGACUCAUUGGAGUCUUUAUCAUUUUUGCCAUAUUUGCUGUUCUGACGGUAGCCAUCCUUCUGAUCAUGGAGGGUCUCUCUGCGUUCCUGCACGCCCUGCGACUACACUGGGUGGAGUUCCAGAACAAGUUCUAUGUUGGGGCCGGUUACAAGUUUUCUCCUUUCUCCUUUAAAUACAUCCUGGAAGGGACAUCGGAGGAAUAG
Molecule: messenger RNA, 2487 nt
Organism: Puma concolor (puma)
Lineage: Eukaryota; Metazoa; Chordata; Mammalia; Carnivora; Felidae
Source: RefSeq, a predicted model, not a curated record